Messenger RNA from Dicentrarchus labrax (European seabass), 3548 nucleotides. RefSeq names its product guanine nucleotide-binding protein G(olf) subunit alpha-like. The transcript is spliced from 12 exons. The record is from RefSeq and is a predicted model, not a curated record. Gene Ontology annotation, cellular component: heterotrimeric G-protein complex. Lineage: Eukaryota; Metazoa; Chordata; Actinopteri; Moronidae. Gene Ontology annotation, biological process: adenylate cyclase-modulating G protein-coupled receptor signaling pathway. Gene Ontology annotation, molecular function: GTPase activity; G protein-coupled receptor binding; GTP binding. The coding region runs from base 1886 to 3112 and encodes 408 amino acids.
UUUAUACAAAUCUUUUUCCAUUUUAAAUCAGAAAACUUUUCUUUUUCUUUGUUUUUUACUCAUUUCCUUUCUUUCAUCUGCGUUUUUGUCUAAUUUCUUUCAUAUGUAUUUUAUUUUCUUUACGAUAGCAAAUGUCAGCUGUUGCAAUGUUCACAUAAAAAUAUAGCAAGGAUCAUUUGUGAAAUCACAUUUAAUUUUUAUACCGAAUAUUGACGUUCAACUGUCAGAUCAGAGUGUUUUGACUGUGUACAUCAUAUUAAAUAUAUUUAAUUUAUAAUACUGGCUCAUUUAAACAGAUCUCUUACAGUCUCUCAACACAGCCUGUAACAGACCAGCUGCAGCUCAAACCUGCUCCCCUGGACUGCAAGUAAUGCAAGAGCAAACACCUCUUCUUGUAUUUAUUUUAAUUUUAUUAUAUAUUGUUUAUUUUAGUAUAUUUCUAAUUAUUUAAUUUAAUUUUGUAUCAGGGAUCAUUAAUAUUUUAUAUGGGGGACCAAUUGGGACAAUUACCCAUUAAAUAAAUGAAUGCACCAAAAAUAAUCAAAAUUAAAGCUGCAAGCAGUGUUGGGCAGGACCUCCCACUCCACGCAACUCGGGGCGUGCUGCGGCCGCGUCAUGUGCUGUCGUAAUACGUGCAGACCACAACAUGAACAUUUCACAUAAAUCGGCUCAAAAUCGCAACGCAGCACUUACUUCCUGUUGCCAGUAGGUGGCGCUAUCACUAUGUCUGAAUAUUGUUAUGUAGAUGUGUUCAGGGCGGGACUCUUAUCAGACAAGUGAAGUUUGGAGCCGAUUGGACAAUGUCUACUAAAGUUAUUGCGAAAUCGUGUUUUGUGGCGAAACAUCAAAAUUUGCUGCCACGCCCCGUCAACGCAGUCAACACAUAUCAACAAUGUGUUUUGCAUUUUAUAAGUACAUUUUAGGUGGAUCUGAUCAUCCUGCUAUUAGUAGAACAUGAAAGUAUAAAACGUGAUACUUCCUGUUGCCACUAGGUGGCGCUAUCAAUAUUACUGAAUAUUAUCACAUAGGCAUGUUCAAGGCGAGACUGUUAUCACACAAGUGAAGGUUGGAGCCGAUUGGACAAUGUACACUCAAGUUAUUUUAAAUUUGUGUUUUGUAGCGGUACAUCAAAAUUUCCCGCCACGCUAUAGACACGCCCACUCACCGCAGUCAACACAUAUCAUCAACAAUGUGUUUUGCAUUUUAUAAGUACAUUUCAGCUGGAUCUGAUCAUCCUGCUAGUAGUAGAACAUGAAAGUAUAAAACGUGAUACUUCCUGUUGCCACUAGGUGGCACUUUCACUAUUUCUGAAUAUUAUCACAUAGACGUGUUCAAGGUGGGACUCUCAUCAGACAUGUGAAGUUUGGAGCCGAUUGGACAAUGUACACUCAAGUUAUAGCAACCACAAUAAGAACUCACCACAAUCAAGAAAUAUCAUCAACAACAUGUUUUGCAUUUCCUGACUAGAUUUCAGCUUGAUCUGAUCAUCCUACUAGGAGUAGAACAUGGAAGUAUUAGAAAUGACAUUUCCUUUCACCACUAGGUGGCACUUUCACUUUUACUGAAUAUUAUCACAUAGACGUGUUCAGGGCGGGACUCAGACGUGAAGUUUCAUUGAGAUCAGUUCAUGUAUGCAGAAGUUAUGACAAAUCCCUCUUUCAUGGCGAAUCGUUAAAAUUCCACGCCACGGGACGGGCACGCCGUUUGACUGAAUAACGUAUAUAGCACAACUAUUAAUGGUGAAUGUGUUUAAAUGGCUGUGUCAAAAUCUGAAGUCGAUCCAAUCAAUUCCCUAGGAGGAGUUCGUUCAAAUACAACGUGUGCAAAUCGCCAAAAAUUGCCACAAAAUCCAAAAUGGCCGACUUCCUGUUGGGUUUGAGUUGAGAUGGGCUGUCUGGGAGGGAAGACGGAGGAAGAACGACUGGAUGAAAAAGCGAAGAGAGAAGCCAACAAGAAGAUCGAGAGACAGCUGCAGAAAGAGAGACAGGCAUAUAAAGCAACACACAGACUGUUACUGCUGGGUGCGGGAGAAUCAGGUAAAAGCACCAUUGUGAAGCAGAUGAGGAUUCUUCAUGUAGACGGUUUUAACCCUGAAGAGAAACAGCAGAAGGCUCAGGAGAUCAGGAAGAAUGUGAAGGACGCCAUCGUGGCCAUCGUGUCGGCCAUGAGUAUGUUGACUCCGCCAGUUCCUCUGGGUAACCCUGGCAACCAGUUCAGAGUUGACUACAUCAAGAACAUCGCACCACUGUCUGACUUCGAUUACACAGAGGAGUUCUUUGAGAAUGCACACCAGCUGUGGGACGACGACGGCGUGAAGGCGUGUUUCGAACGCUCCAACGAAUAUCAGCUGAUUGACUGCGCAAAGUACUUCCUGGACAGGUUGGAUUCACUUCGAAAGACGGACUACACACCUACUGACCAGGAUUUGUUGCGCUGCAGAGUGUUGACCUCAGGGAUCAUUGAAACCAGGUUUCAGGUUGACAAAGUCAACUUCCAUAUGUUUGAUGUUGGAGGACAGAGAGAUGAACGCAGGAAGUGGAUUCAGUGCUUCAACGAUGUGACAGCCAUUAUCUUCGUGGCGGCGAGCAGCAGCUACAACAUGGUGAUCAGAGAGGACAACUCUACCAAUCGGCUGCGAGAAUCUCUGGACCUCUUCAGAUCUAUCUGGACCAACAGGUUUCUGAAGACCAUUUCAGUGAUCUUGUUCCUGAACAAACAGGAUGUGCUCGCUGAUAAAAUUCUGGCUGGAAAAUCCAAACUGGAGGAUUAUUUCCCAGAAUACAACAACUACCAAGUACCUCCUGAAGGUACAAAUACACACAAACAUGUACAAACACACACACACACACACACACACACAACUCCUAAUGUCUGUGUGUGUGUGUGUGUGUGUUUAGCUGUUCCAGAUGCUGAUGAAGACCCCAGAGUGACGAGAGCCAAGUUCUUCAUCAGAGACGAGUUUCUGAGGAUCAGCACGGCGAGCGGUGAUGGCAAACAUUACUGUUAUCCUCACUUCACCUGUGCCGUCGACACUGAAAACAUUCGCCGCGUCUUCAACGACUGUCGUGACAUCAUCCAGCGUAUGCACCUGCGGCAGUACGAGCUGCUCUGAUUGGCCGCUGGGUCGAGAGAUGAUAUGUAAUCAAUACUGAUAGGAGAUCAAUACAGAUAGAUCCUGAUAUAUUUACACUGUUUAUGAUCACUGCAGUUAUUUGUAAUUGAUUAGUGAUGAUUAAUUAAGACAGAAUGGGAGAAGCAGAGGAUUGUGGGAUGUGGUUUCCUCCUGUGGUCAUACGGUAGUGGGCGGGGUUUAGAAAACUAGUUUAGACUUGAAGAAAAUGUUGAGUUUGAAUAUUUUUUCAUGUCUCUGAACUAUAUUAUUAUAUCUGUCCCCUGAUUGGCUGCUGUACACUCUGAUGUCACUCAACGCUUUCUGAAACUGAAUUUAUAAAUGAUAUUUAUUAGAUUCCGUUGUUUCAUCAAAAUCAAACAUUUAUAUUUAAAACCUCGUUUUGGAAGAAAUAAUAUUAAAGAAUUUUUAUCUCAAA